CGAAUUUGAAUGUACCAGCAACACACAGGGACAUAAUAAAAUGAAUAAUAUAUGAUUUAAAAGCUACAAUAAAUGGAAAAGCAUAUCUACUAGUUAGAAUCAUAACUUGGAUUAGCUAACCAAGAGAUCUUAAAUCUUAAAUAAUAAAAGUCAUAAUUAUGCUAGUAACUGAAUGAUAUUCAAAUAAAUUCUGUAGGUUAAGAGUUUACUGAGGCUAUAGUAAUUAUUUAAUAUAAAAAUAAGAGUAAAUCAUCAGUUGAUAGAGUAUUAUAAAGAAAAGAGAAGAGUGUUAAUAAAGUAAAAAAGUAACCUGGAACAUUAAAGUUAGAUCUUUUAAAUUAAAUAUUUACAGAAUAUCCAAAUUUAGUCAGACCUAUCAUACAUAUAAAGUUAACAGAGGAGGAUUUUAAUUGA
This is a messenger RNA of Paramecium sonneborni, 414 nucleotides long. The record is from the annotation of a GenBank genome assembly. Lineage: Eukaryota; Ciliophora; Oligohymenophorea; Peniculida; Parameciidae.